AUGUUUAAUGGCAUAACUUUAAGUCCACAAGGCCAAAGGGCAGUUUCCCCUGCUGAUAAAGAUAUCAUAAAAGACUUUGGUAUAGCAGUGAUAGAAUGUUCUUGGGCAAAGCUGGAUGAUGUGCCUUUUACCAAAUUAAAAGCAAAUCACAAUAGAUUACUUCCAUAUUUAGUUGCAACUAACCCUGUUAAUUAUGGUAAACCUUGGAAGUUAAAUUGUGUUGAAGCAUUGGCUGCCUGGAUUAAAUUAAUAUUAUUAUUAACAUCAGGAUUUCCUGAAUAUGCAGAAAAAUUAUUAUGUAAAUUUAAAUGGGGUGAUGAAUUUUAUAAAGUCAAUGGAGAAUUAUUAAAUAAAUAUUCCAAUUGUAAAGAUUCUACUGAAGUUGUAAAAGUUCAAUGCGAAUGGUUGGAACAAAUUGAACAAGAAUACAACGAUUCACGUAAAAGUAUACAUUUAUAUUCUUUACAUAUCAUUAUAUUGAUACACAUUUUUUGA
This is a messenger RNA of Entrophospora sp. SA101, 495 nucleotides long. NCBI's taxonomy places the organism in Eukaryota, Fungi, Glomeromycota, Glomeromycetes, Entrophosporales, Entrophosporaceae. The record is from the annotation of a GenBank genome assembly.